Stylonychia lemnae is the source of this 2880-nucleotide messenger RNA. The record is from the annotation of a GenBank genome assembly. Lineage: Eukaryota; Ciliophora; Spirotrichea; Sporadotrichida; Oxytrichidae.
AUGACUGACAGAAAAAGAAACUUUUACAAAACAAAUUUGAUGUCAGGUGGUGAUGAUUAAGAUGAUGAAGAGAUGGAAUAAUUCGAUGUCGAAUAAGAUUAUGAAGGGGGAGUUUUUGGUUAAGAUGGGGAAUUUUACUACAAAGAGUAGAAAAAUAUCAAUAAAAGAAAUAAAUUUACUAAGGAAGAUGCAAUAUAUGGUAGUUUUAUGAAUACUCAUGAUUAUUUUGAAGAUAGGGAUUUCUCUAAAGGUAAAUUAUUCGGGAUUGGAGAUACUGAAGCAAAAGGAACUGGUAAGAACUUCAAUGUCCCUAUAGCAUUUGUGAAAUCUAAAGCUAACCCUAUCCAAUAACCAAAAAAAGAGGCUGCAGUUUAAGUUAAAUCACACUUCAAAUUUCCUUAGGAUGAUUAAAAUAGGCAACAAAUAAAUUAGACUGUAGCUCAAUAAAAGAAAUCUGUGAGAUUCUCAGAGCAGGUUCAUAUAAAAGAAUUCCAUAAAGAUCCUUAAGAUUUUCAGAUGUCAAAUCCAGAAUAAGAGGGUGAUUAAGAUUAAAGUCAAUUUAACUAUUUCUAGCAAUAAUAAAAUAUGUAUGAUAGCUUUGAUGAUUAUUAUGAUGAAGAAAUGAAUGAUGAUAAUGAGCAAAUUGAAUAGAUUUAGAUAAUAGUUAGAAAUGAAAAUUUAAAUAUCAAGAGCAGCUUGAAAAAGAAAAACAAUAAAAUUAUAGAUUCUAAGUAACAAAUAAUUGAAAAUGUUGAAGAAUAAAAAACAAAAUAUAAAGUUAAACUCCCUUAAAAGAGAACUUUCUAAGAAGCAGAAGAAAUGAAUAAAGAUAUUACUCAUAUCAAAUAAAAAGAUGAAGAGGAUAAAAAUGCCUUGCCAGUGUAUUUUGGAAAGAAAGGAUCGAGAAAUGCUUAAAAGUAGUAAAAUGAUUCAAAAGAUCAAAUUGAAAAUUAGAAAGAAAAAAAAUAGAUGGAAAAUGUACUGUCAACUAAAUAUGGUAAAGGUUUGAAAAUACUCUAAGCUGUUAGUGGCUAUAAAGUUGGUCAAGGUAUAGGUAAAAGUAAUUAAGGAAUAAUUAAUCCCGUUGAGACUUUAUUCAAAAAAGAUAACGUAGGUCUUGGUGGUAACAGUUAGAAAGGUUAGAGCAAAGAAAUUUAAGAGAAGUAAGAAAAGCCGAAUAUCCUUGAUGUUAAUAAAACUGAGCAAGAAAAAAAAGUAGAAAAGGCAAAGCAACAGAAAAUUAAAUUAGAUAAAGAGGACUCAGAGUUUUUGAAUCUCUUAAAGAUUAGCAAAAAUCAAGGAAAGGUUCCAACUAUCAAGUCAAAAGGGGCUUUGAGCAGUUUUUAAGUCAAUACUCAGAAAGCGACAGUCAUAAAUGACAGCAUUGGCUCAAUGAACUAAGGACUCAAAAUUAUUGAUAUGCGAGGAUCAGAUUUAGAUUAAAAACAUCAAUAAAUCAUCAGUGAUUUAAGGGACCUGAAGUAAAAUGCAGAAAAUUUAAAUUAAAAUCAAAGAAAUUCAUUUGCCACUUAAACACCUUAAGCUAAGAAAUCAGAAAAGUUUAGAUUAUUCUAACAAGCUUUUGAGUUUAAAGAAAAAUAGAAGCAUCAAUUGUAAACAGUGAUCAAUAAAAAGAACUUCAAUGAAUCUUAACUCCUGUAGCUCAAAGUGUAACAUGAAAGUAUUUAAGAAUAGUUAUUAUAAACUUAGGAAAAGAAGGUAAAGCUAGAAUUAUUCAAGAAAUAGCUUGCCUUAAUUCUCUAGAAUAUUAAGGAGAAGGGAUACGAAAACAACAUGGAAGAGCAUAAGCUAGAAAGAGAUUGCACAGAGCUUUACCAUAGAUAUACUGAAUUUUACGUCUAGUAUAAGGUUAGCUUAAUGAUAAUUAAGCUAAUUGCCCAAACUAAAUUGAAAUAAAAUAUCUAGAACUGGGAUAUCUUAAAUUAACCUCUCAAUUAAUUUGAUGAAUUUUACCGAAUUCGUAACAUAUUGACAAUAGGCAAGCUAGAUCAUCAUCUCAAUUAAGAUUUGAAUUAAUCUAUGAAAUCAUAGAGUUAUCUGAGCAGAUAUGAUGUUGGAAAUAGUAUUUCUCAAGAUGAAUAUAUUAUUGAGGAUGUAAUGUAUUGGCUAUUUGAUACCUUCUGGAUGCAUCCAGUGAGAACUUUUAUCAAUACAAGAUGGAAUAUGAGAGAAUUCAGCUCUGAAUUCGCUGAAUGCUUAAAAAAGUGGCAAUUACUUAUCCCUGAGAAGUUUUUUAUCAAGCUGAUUCAAAUGUAUAUCAAACCCAAGAUCAAAAGAGAAAUUCAAGAUUGGAAUCCAAAGGAUACUAACAAAGAAAAUCUACUCUAAAAUUGGUUGUUCCCUUGGAAGGAUCUACUCUCAGAAGUUGAUAUGCAAUCAUUGAUUGUCUAAAUUAAGCUUAAACUCACUACAGCUCUAUCUGAAUGGAAAGUUGAGUCGAAUCUAGCCCUCAUUCUAAUUUAACCUUUGAAUGAAAUUAUGGAUAUGUAAUCAAUCAAUAACAUAGUGAUGAGAUCAGUAAUUCCAAAACUAACUUUUAAAUUGAAAGAAUUUUAGAUAGACCCAGCUAACUAGGACAUCGAUCUUUUGACUCUGAUAUUCUAAUGGGUGGGUGUGAUCGAUAAUAACACAAUGAUAAACAUUUUAAGAGAGAACCUAUUUAGUAAAUGGAUAGGAGCACUGGAUAUUUGGUUGAAAUAAGUGGAUGAAUCAACAGAUGAAGAAUCUGAUGAUGUACUUGAAGAGAUAUCUCUUUGGUAUCAGGGUUGGAAAAGUUUCAUUCCUGAACAAUUGAAGGACAAUCAACAAGUUUAGGAUAUCUUUAGAUUAGCCAUUCAAAUGAUAGAUUCUAAAGUUUGA